Ciona intestinalis (vase tunicate) is the source of this 1450-nucleotide messenger RNA. Its product is annotated as synaptobrevin homolog YKT6-like. Gene Ontology annotation, molecular function: SNAP receptor activity. The record is from RefSeq and is a predicted model, not a curated record. NCBI's taxonomy places the organism in Eukaryota, Metazoa, Chordata, Ascidiacea, Phlebobranchia, Cionidae. Gene Ontology annotation, cellular component: Golgi apparatus. Gene Ontology annotation, biological process: endoplasmic reticulum to Golgi vesicle-mediated transport.
UCUAUUUAUGCACUUCCCAUGACAUUUUAUUCUCUGUAGAUUGCCUGGCUAUAUAUCAUGGUUAAACUGUUUUCAUUAUCACUCUUCUACAAAGGAGAGUCCUGCGUCAUUCCUCUCAUAGCAGAAUAUGAUACAGAUUCAUUUUCCUUCUUUCAAAGAAAAAGUGUGCAGGAAUUUCUAUCUUUUACAUCGAAAAUAAUUACUGAGAGAACUCAUCCUGGUAUGAGACAGUCUGUAAAAGAGCAAGAGCAUUUGUGUCAUGUUUAUGUUCGAGAAGAUCGUCUUGCGGCUGUAUUAAUAUCAGAUGAAGACUAUCCACGUAGAGUGGCAUUCACUGUGUUAACAAAAGUAUGCGAAGACUUUGCCAAGAAAUUUCCACCAUCAGAAUUAAAUAAUCCUGCCCCUAUGAAUAUUCAGUUUGAGGGUGUGAGAGAAAUGUUGUGCAAAUAUCAGAAUCCUAAAGAAGCUGACUCUAUGAGCAGAGUACAAGCUGAACUAGAUGAAACUAAAAUUGUAUUGCAUGGGACAAUGGAGUCAUUGUUACAACGAGGGGAAAAACUAGAUGACUUGGUGGCAAAAUCUGACCAGUUAAGCUCCCAAUCAAAAAUGUUUUAUAAACAGGCCAAGAAAGCAAACUCCUGGUGUUGUUCUAUUCAAUGAGGGAGGAUUUUUUUACAAGAAUAAUAAAAAAACUAAGCUGAAGUCCUUCACAUGCUAAAUGAAUGUUUAUUUUACAACAGAUUUUUUUCUUUUUUGGGCUUUCUUGUUAGUUUAAUAUUAAUAUAUAUUUAUAUAUGUUCUUCCCAAAUUACGUCUUGCUUGUCGUAUGAAUUAUGUUUUUUCAAUGUGCAAAAUGCUUUACUUCACUUAAACUAGUUAUUCUGUCUUUUCUGAUGUUUUUUUUAAAGCUAUAACACUGAUAAGGUAUCUUAUGUUGUAAAGAAAAGUAGUGCUAUAUCAAGUGGCCAUUGGCCAGUUUUACCAAGAUUUGUUUUUACAGAUAAAGAUACACAUGAAACAUGACAAACAUUUAUGGAAAAAAUGUACAAUAGCUUAUCGUGCGAACUUUCAUUUAGUAUAAUUUUAAGGGUUAUUUCCAUUUUUUAAUUAGAACAUGGUUCACUUCAUCAAAUAAAAAGAAAUAACAGUAUUUAAAAAGAUUACAUUGUAAGAAAACUUUUAACAUUGCACAGAUUCUGUUUGAUGUACAGAACCAAUCCUAACUGUUAAAACAUAACUGAAUGUUCAGUUUUAGCCAGAAUUUUAAUACUAGGUAGUUUCACCCAUGACCACAUAAUACAAUGAAUAUGCAUGCAAACAUAUUAAUCAAGUAAAACGCCUAUUUGUCACUGAAUCUGAAACCUACACAGUACAGGAAAAUGCAGUUUGUGUUAUCACGUAAUAGUUUUGGUCAUGUUUUAUUUUUUAUUAAAUCAUUGUAAAGACGUUU